This is a messenger RNA of Terrapene triunguis (Three-toed box turtle), 3558 nucleotides long. It is a transcript of the gene PHYHIPL, whose product is annotated as phytanoyl-CoA 2-hydroxylase interacting protein like. The record is from RefSeq and is a predicted model, not a curated record. Gene Ontology annotation, molecular function: protein binding. Bases 180 to 1313 code for a protein of 377 amino acids. Gene Ontology annotation, cellular component: cytoplasm. The transcript has 6 exons. NCBI's taxonomy places the organism in Eukaryota, Metazoa, Chordata, Testudines, Emydidae.
UUGAAGGCGAGGCGGGGGCCUAUCGGUGUGAGGAGGGAAGGAGUGAGGGGUUGGGCGCGCCGCUCUGCACCCAGCGCGCCAGCCAGCCCGCCCGCCCGCUUCUCUCCGCCGGGAGCCAGAGCCGCUGCCCACCGUGCGGCCGCCCGCAGAAGCCAAGGGAGGAGAAGGAGAAGGGGACAAUGGAGGUUCCGCGCCUGGAUCGCAGCAGCAUGAGCAGCCCCACCAGCCCCUGCGAGGAUGUGAUCAAGAAUCUCAGCCUGGAGGCGAUUCAGCUCUGCGAUAGGGACGGGAAUAAAUCACAAGAUAGUGGGAUUGCAGAGAUGGAGGAACUUCCAGUCCCACACAACAUCAAAAUAAGUAACAUCACAUGUGAUUCUUUCAAGAUUUCAUGGGACAUGGAUUCUAAAUCCAAGGACCGUAUUACUCACUAUUUUAUUGAUCUAAACAAGAAAGAGAACAAGAAUUCCAACAAAUUUAAACACAAGGAUGUACCCACUAAACUGGUUGCAAAAGCUGUUCCUCUCCCUAUGACUGUUCGUGGACACUGGUUCUUGAGCCCAAGAACGGAAUAUACAGUAGCAGUGCAGACGGCAUCAAAGCAGGUUGAUGGGGAUUAUGUUGUUUCUGAGUGGAGUGAAAUCAUAGAGUUUUGUACAGGAGAUUAUUCAAAAGUUCAUCUAACACAGCUUUUGGAAAAAGGUGAAGUGAUUGCAGGACGUAUGCUUAAGCUUUCUGUAUUUUAUCGGAAUCAGCACAAAGAAUACUUUGAUUAUAUCAGAGAGCAACAUGGAAAUGCAAUGCAGCCUUCUGUCAAGGAUAACAGUGGUAGCCAUGGCUCUCCAAUCAGUGGGAAGUUGGAAGGCAUCUUCUUUAGCUGCAACACUGAGUUUAACACGGGGAAGCCACCACAAGAUUCACCUUAUGGAAGAUACAGGUUUGAGAUUGCAGCCGAAAAACUUUUCAAUCCAAAUACUAACUUGUACUUUGGGGACUUCUACUGCAUGUACACAGCUUAUCACUAUGUCAUUCUUGUUAUUGCCCCUGUUGGCUCACCAGGAGAUGAAUUCUGUAAGCAGCGCCUUCCUCAGCUAAAUUCAAAGGAUAAUAAAUUUCUGACCUGCACCGAAGAAGAUGGCAUCAUGGUUUAUCACCAUGCCCAGGAUGUUAUUUUAGAAGUAAUUUACACUGAUCCUGUGGAUCUUUCCCUUGGCACAGUUGCAGAAAUUACUGGUCAUCAGGUAAUGAGCUCGUCUACUGCAAAUGCAAAAAAAGAUCCCAGUUGCAAGACCUGCAACAUCAGUGUUGGACGUUAAUCCCUACCCCACUUUACUUAGGAGCCUUUGAACCUCUGUUGUCCAUUUCCAUUGUCAGAUGUUCUCUUCAGAAGCAUGCACAUGCCGCUGUCACCAAAAGCAAACACCAGUUUUUCAAAUUCAUUAAUAGCAUUUUUAAUAUAACUUCCCUCCUUCCUUCUAAUAGUUUAUAGCAUUAGGGGAACAGAAAUCUUGAAUUUUUUUCUGACAACAUUUACACCUAGAUGCUGCAAUUUUUGUUUGUUUGUUCCUGGCCAAACAUAACAAAAACCUAUAUAAACUGCUUUAGCAAAAUAAAAAUAAUGGCUUAUAAUGGUGUUUAAAUAUGCAUUUAUUUUAAUCUACUGAACAAACACUGGGAUAACUCCAAACAGCAUGAAAGGUUGUAAUUGCAGCAUGAUUUAAAUCUUGAAGCCUAGAAAUGUCAGCACUUCCAACUUGUUGUUUGACAGUGUUAUUUAUAUUAGCUAACUGGAAACAAAAAUUGUGUUUAAACAUAAUAAAUAUAAUAGAAAAAUAUUUUAUUUGUACUGUUGUAUAAAAUAUUAUACAAUCAUAUAGAAUAUAUAGAGUACAUUUUAAUAGCAAUUGUAUACAUAUGUCAUGAAACCAUUUUCUCUUAUCAAAGAUGUAGUUUGUAAACCUCAAAUAGUUGUGUAUCUGUUCCUGUUGCUCUUAGAUUACUUUAAUUAAAACAGAUUUAGAAAGGAGAUCACUCUGAUCCAUAAAAGUUAUAAAUUGUCAAGUCAAUACAGUGAAACAGCAAACCUCAUAGAAAUAAAAAAAAAAAAUCCACAUUGUGUAGUGGUCACACUUUUUCCUCCAAACCAUUUGAAAAUGGGUACUACUUAAAAUCAUGCUGAAAGAUUACAUACAAUAUAAAUACAAACGUGGUUGUACAGAAUAGACUUCGGAAAAUGAACGUUUCCUUAAGAUAGCAAAACAGGUGGCUUAUAUGCAGUUAAUACAAAAUGUCAAUUUAAACAAAAGACUAAACAUGAUGCAACACAUUUCCUUUUUAAGCUCUUCCUUCAUGUUUGGGUUAGACAUUUUCCCAUUAUACCUGCCUUUGAUUUGUAAUGAAAAAUAGAAAAUGCUGACAAUCCUUCUGUGAAAUAUUGCACUUUACACAGAAAUGACGUAUCACAAGAGUGAGGAAAAUCCCUUUACAUUACAAAGUGGGGUGUGCUGAAGGAUGCAUAAUUCCAACAGAAAAAUAUUUUUGUAGCCUUACUUUUAGGAAACAAGAAGGCCAGAGUUCCUCAUCUCACAACCAUGACGUUCAAUUAUAUACUGCAUACAUUUAUCUAUCCAAAAUAUCUUGUCAGAAUGCAAUAAACUAUUCUCCUCAUUAUUUUAAUAUAGAUAUCUAACACAGGAAAUACUUUAACAUUUUACAAAGUGCAUGCUUCCAAACAAGCUUUGGUAGUCCGAAAAGCAAAAUUUUAUAGCAUCAGGCAAAAUAAAGUGCUAUGUUUAAUACAGAACUAAAAAUCAGCAUGUAUGAUCAAUUUAUUUUACUGAAUUUUGUUUAGGGUACUAUAAAAGUACUGCCAACCAUAUUUAACAGGCCAGCACCUAGUACCUUUACAUUGUCUUAUACUACCCUUUGGCAAACCUGAAACAAGCAUUCCUUCCCUACCCAGUGAGUCCUUGUUGCUUUGCCAAAUAGACGUUUUCUCAUUUGCAAAAAACAUGAUUGCAUUUGGCAGUUAUUUUACCACUUUCUUUUUCUCCAGCAGCCUCAAUUUACUCAGCUCCAAGAAUGCAGGGCCAAAUUUUGUCCAUGUAUAUGCACCUCUCUUUGAAGCCAAUGGGAAUUGCACCUAUGUAUCUAAGGGUAGAAUUUGGUCUAUAGCUUUUUAGUUAACAUAUGAUGUUCUAAGUUGUUUUGCCUACAGUGGAUUACACUGCUUUUGAAUGAGACAGAGUGGUGGAUUUCUGAUUAUUUUUAGAAUCUGGAGGGCAUUCCCUAACGGAUUAUAAAUUUUAAGGUAAAGCGGGUUAGACUAAGGGCCUAAACUACUUUACAGUGUCCCUUUAACUUCUAAGAUUAUCAUAGUGCACUUCAAGGCUUUUCCAAAAGGAAAAAAUACAGUUCACUCAUUCCCGUUUACAUACUCUUACACACAUUACCAUCCUCUCCUACUCUCAGUUAAUAAGAUUAUUAAAGUGCAUCAGAUUCUCAGUGUGUCUAAUAACUGUGCAGAAAGACCCAGACCUGUAAAAUUCUUUUUGUUUGUUU